AUGAGUUCUGUUGAGCGCAUGUCCCCAUUGGACCUGCUGGACCUCAACCUCACUAACCUUGACCCACUCACUGAGAACUAUGACCUCGGCUUCUACUUGAACUACCUGAACAAAUGGCCUUCAUUGUUCAGCACCGUGAAGGACCGUGAUGUGGGCAUUGUAGGCUACAUCAUGGGCAAGCUCGAAGAGCAACACCUCGCAAUGCGCCACUCCGAGCAUUAUACCCCAUGGCACGGACACAUCACCGCCCUGACCGUGGCACCUGCCUGGCGGCGUCUCGGGUUUGCGCGACGACUGACUGAGCAGCUCGAGCGGGGAUCCGAUAACAACAAUGCGUGGUUCGUGGAUCUGUACGUCAGAGCCGGAAACAAAGUUGCGUACGACAUGUACAAAGGCAUGGGAUACUCUGUCUUCCGGCGGGUUGUCAGUUAUUACAGCGACGAUCCAUCAGGCAUGUCGGAUACAGGAGAAGAUGCGUUCGAUAUGCGCAAGCCGUGCAGUCGAGAUAAGAAGCUCGAGCAUGUACGGGAAAAUGGAGAGGAUUUCCCUGUUAAUCCGGAAGAUGUGAUGUAG
Penicillium paradoxum is the source of this 573-nucleotide messenger RNA. RefSeq names its product peptide alpha-N-acetyltransferase complex B subunit NAT3. Gene Ontology annotation, cellular component: NatB complex. Gene Ontology annotation, biological process: N-terminal peptidyl-methionine acetylation. Gene Ontology annotation, molecular function: protein-N-terminal amino-acid acetyltransferase activity. The coding region runs from base 1 to 573 and encodes 190 amino acids. The record is from RefSeq and is a predicted model, not a curated record. NCBI's taxonomy places the organism in Eukaryota, Fungi, Ascomycota, Eurotiomycetes, Eurotiales, Aspergillaceae. The transcript has 3 exons.